Molecule: messenger RNA, 312 nt
Organism: Histoplasma mississippiense
Lineage: Eukaryota; Fungi; Ascomycota; Eurotiomycetes; Onygenales; Ajellomycetaceae
Exons: 1
Coding region: 1-312 (103 amino acids)
Source: RefSeq, a predicted model, not a curated record
AUGAUGGCUGGGAUGGCGAAGAGGGUUGGCGGGCAGAAGAAGCAGAUGCAGCGUGCGCAGAAUAUGCUCAAGGGCGGUAAUAAGGAGCAGCAGAUGGCUGCUAUGCAGAAACGUAUGGCGGCUAUGGGCGGUGCGGGCGGGAUGGGUAUGGGUGAUAUGGCGAAGAUGAUGCAGAUGUUGGGUGGCGGUGGGGGUGCGGGUGGAAUGCCGGGAUUAGGAGGGAUGGACAUGCAGAGCAUGAUGAGCCAGAUGAGUGGGCUGCUGGGAGGUGGUGGAGCUGCAGCCGGGAGUGGAAGAGGGAGGGGGAGAUAA